AAAAACCUGUUUCACAAAAAUGAGAUUCAUCAUCUUCUUCUUCUUCUUUAGGUUUCUGCUUCUUCUGAUUCUGAUUGCGUUAGUGGAAUCUACAUCAACAUGCAACAGUACAGACCAAGAACAAGUCUUCAAGGCCUUCAGAUCAGUCCAAAGCUUCAAUCUUUCUUGGUUCCAAAACCAAAGUACUCCCAACUGCUCAAACCCACCCAUCACACAAAUCAACCUCCAUUCCCGAAACCUCAGCGGCAUAGUCUCAUGGAAGUACCUCAGAAACAUGUCUCAUCUUCAAACCCUUGAUCUGUCAAACAACUCCCUCAAAGGCUCCGUCCCAGGUUGGUUCUGGUCUCUCCCAACCUUACUCCAAGUCGACCUCUCCAAGAACAAGUUCGGCGGCAGCUUCGGCUUCGAAACCGCUUCACUUUCUUCAGUUCAGAAACUCAACCUCUCCAGCAACAGGUUCACCAACUCUGUUCUGCUUUCCGGUUUCCUCCACCUCAAAAUCCUCGACCUUUCUCACAACAACUUGGGAGCUCUCCCUUCUGGUUUUGCCAACCUCACUAAUCUCCAACACCUCGACAUUUCAAACUGCAAAAUCUCCGGCAGCUCCAAACCCAUCUCUGUUCUUCACACAUUGACACACCUAGAUGUCUCCAACAACUCCAUGAACGGUUCUUUCCCUUCGGAUUUUCCCCCAAUUAGUCCCCUUAAAUUCUUGAACAUUUCGUUCAAUAAUUUCACAGGCAUAGUCGGCUCAGAUAACUACCACAAAUUUGGGAAAGCAGCUUUCUUUCAUGCCGGGAAGGCUUUAAAUCUUACAUCUUUCAAUGCUUCCAAUUCCAAAUCCACACCAAAACCACAUUUUAAAUCCCCAAUCCAAAAACCUAAACCCCUCCCAAAACCCAUCACCCUUCAAAAACCCAAAUCUUCAAAACCAAAAAGAACUCUCAUCAUCAUCAUCAGCCUAACUUCUGCCUCCACAUGUGUGCUUGCUUUCAUAGCCAUCUGCAUAGCUUGCAGAUACAGAAGAAAGCAAUUUGCUAAGAAACACAAAUGGGCCAUUUCCAAACCGGUCCAGCUCGACCGGGUCCGGGUCGAGAAGUCCGGCCCGUUCUCGUUCGAAACAGAGUCCGGGACAUCCUGGGUCGCCGACAUCAAGGAGCCAACUUCCGCGCAGGUUGUCAUGUUCGAGAAGCCGCUCAUGAACUACCUCACUUUCAAAGACCUCAUCGCCGCCACGUCACACUUCGGCAAAGACUCCCAGCUUGCCGAGGGCCGCUGCGGGCCCGUCUACACCGCCGUGCUUCCCGGAGAGCUCCACGUGGCGAUCAAGGUCCUGGAAAACGCCAGAGACGUCGGACAUGACGAGGCCGUGGACAUGUUCGAAACCUUGUCCAAGUUGAAACAUCCGAACCUGUUGCCUGUCUCCGGUUACUGCAUUGCAGGGAAAGAGAAGCUGGUGUUGUACGAGUUCAUGGCGAACGGCGACUUGCAUAGGUGGCUGCACGAGCUGCCAACCGGGGAGCCCAACGUCGAAGACUGGAGUGCUGACACGUGGGACCAGAGUGGGGCCUACUCGCCCGAGAAGAAAGGAUGGCUCACGCGCCACCGCAUUGCGGUUGGGAUAGCGCGUGGGCUGGCGUAUCUCCACCACGCGGGGUCAAAGCCGGUCGUGCAUGGCCACCUUGUGACUUCCAACAUUUUGCUGGGGGCGAAUUUCGAACCGAGAAUUGCAGAUUUCGGGUUGCGAAAUUUCGGGAUGAGAGAUGGAGAUGUGGGCGGAGGGACGGAGACGGACGUGUAUUGUUUUGGGGUGGUGUUGAUGGAGCUGUUGACGGGGCGGCCCGGGACGGCGGAGACUGUGGUGUGGGUGAGGAGGACGGUAAGGGAGGCGCGUGGGGUGGACGCGCUGGACGAGAGGUUGAGGGAAGGUGGGGAUUUGGAGAGGGAAAUGGUGGAGAGUCUCCGGGUAGGGUACUUGUGUACGGCGGAGUCACCUGGGAAAAGGCCCAGCAUGCAACAAGUGCUGGGUUUGCUCAAAGACAUACAUCCCAGUUCCACUGCCACUUUGGGUUUUGGUCUGAGCUGAUUGGAGGUGAUGUUUCUCCACGCGCCGAGAGAUCACGUGGUAUUUGAAAAUGGAAUGGUAUUUACUGGGUAAAUUUUGUUUUGAACUAUGUAAUGCUUCUGAUUUUUCAACAGUUAAAUUUAUCAACUAUAGAUUUAGCUAUUGAAAAUUUAGAGCAUGACAUGAUUCGGAACGAUGUUUUCUUCACUUUUUAUGUGUGUAGAAUCAAGGAUGAAUGUGACCACAUCUUGUUGUCUCUCGUAAUCGGAACGCUCGUUAGCCGAGAAACGAUGUUGUAUAUGUUAGAUUACCUCUGUAGAAUUUCGUUUUGUGAUGAAAAAAUCAGAGAGCAUAUCAUUCAAUUUU
Molecule: messenger RNA, 2431 nt
Organism: Fragaria vesca subsp. vesca
Lineage: Eukaryota; Viridiplantae; Streptophyta; Magnoliopsida; Rosales; Rosaceae
Product: probable LRR receptor-like serine/threonine-protein kinase At2g24230-like
Exons: 2
Coding region: 20-2086 (688 amino acids)
Biological process (GO): protein phosphorylation
Molecular function (GO): protein kinase activity; protein binding; ATP binding
Source: RefSeq, a predicted model, not a curated record